AUGCCGCCCUUUCAAACUCUAGACCAUCAUACUGAUGAGGCAUUAGAAGAUGAGACUGAGGAGACACUCAAUGAAAAAACAUGGGCAGAUUUAAUUGCUUUGUGCCAAGAUCGACAAUUGAAUGCGGAAGGCGAUAAACAGACGCUAAUACAGCGACUCUUGGAUUGGAAAGUGAAUACACGCCCAGUUCCUGCACCUUCAACUCCGCGUCUUUUUUCAGCAGACGGGUCAGGUACUCCAUGGAAAGAGAAAUUGAAUACAGUAUUAUUGUCAUCACUACUACUUGAUGAAGAAGAUAUAUCAAGAGAAAUUCCUUAUAAUGAGUUAGAAAUAGGGAAAAAGUUGGGAUCAGGUGGUUUUAAAGAUUGCUAUAUUGGACGAUAUAAAGGGGAAUUGGUUGCUGUUGGUGAACUUCGAGUAGCGAACUUUUCUGAUUCAGAUUUUAAGGAAAUCAAACAUGAAAUAAAUGUUCUCAAGCAGCUACGACAUGAGAAUAUUAUACAAUUCAUUGGUGUAUCUACAAAUACAAAACAUUUAUGUAUUAUUACGGAAUUAUGUGAAAAUGGUGAUAUGUUUGAUUUCACGAGAGCAUAUCCGAAACCAUUGUUUAGUCAACAGGAUUUAAAAUCGAUGAAUAUCUUGAUAUCUGCUGAUUUAAGAGCAAAAAUUAACGAUUUUGGCCUCGCCCGUAUCCGACCUAGAAAUGCGAGCAUGCAUACACAAUGUGGUACUCCAAAUUGGCAAGCACCUGAAUUUUGGACAUCUAAACCAAGCUAUACCGAAAAGUAUCUUCUUGUUAUCUGGCAUGAUUUGACGGAUACAUGGGUAUAUGCUUGUGGUCUUAUAUUUUGGGAAAUUAUGACAUGGGCUGAACUUGGAUACCCGUAUCAAAAUUUUUCUGAACAUCAAUUGUACGAAGCAGUACGAGAUAAAGGAGUUCGUCCAAGCUUGGAAACUUUAAGAAUAUAUCCAGUCAAAUUGUUAAAUUUGGUUGAGGAUAUGUGGAAUUUUAACCCAAAGAAUAGACCUAGCAUGGGCGUUGUUGUUGAAAAACUUGCAGAAUUUCUAUCUUAA
Molecule: messenger RNA, 1074 nt
Organism: Dentiscutata heterogama
Lineage: Eukaryota; Fungi; Glomeromycota; Glomeromycetes; Diversisporales; Gigasporaceae
Source: the annotation of a GenBank genome assembly